GAUUCAGGCGUUCAAAGCGGCCGCCGGCAGCGGGCAGAGGCGGCGUGGGUUACACAGCAUGGCGGACAGGUUGGACGAGCCUUGGUGGGAGACAUCUGAAGGAACCAAGCGUAGUAGUCCAGCUCUUUCAGAUAAUGAGGAAGAAUGUGCUAAUACAAGUGAAACAAUUCAGCAGACUUCAAGUUCAACUCUUAUUUCUUCAAAGAAAAGGAAAAAGCCUACAGAAUGCUUCCUCAACGUUGAGAAAGAGAAAUCUAAGGAUGAAAAAGAAAUUGAAAUGAAGCCAAAGAGAAAAAGAAAGAAAAAAAUUUCUGAUCUUCUCACAGAAACUGUACCAAAGCCAGGUGUCCCAGCAGAUGUACAAAAAAUGCUCAAUGAACAUUUUGGAGCCAAACGUUCUGUGAUUGAACUAGAAGAAUUAAAACUGCCAGAUUCCUGUUUCCUCCCUGCCAAUGAUCUCACCCACAGCUUUACUUCCUACCUGAAAGAAAUCUGUCCUAAAUGGGCAAAGCUCCGUAAAAACCACACAGAGAAGUCAUCAGUAGUGAUGCUAGUAAUUUGCGGAUCUGCUCUCCGGUGUCUGGAACUCAUCAGAUCAAUGGCAACGUUCAAAGGAGAUGGGAAGGUUAUGAAAUUAUUUGCAAAACAUUUAAAGAUACAAGAACAAAUGCAAAUGCUGGAAAAAGAGGUUGUUCAUGUGGGAGUUGGAACACCUGGAAGGAUAAAAGCACUAAUACAACAAGAAGGCCUUAAGCUGACUUCCUUGAAAUAUUUUAUCUUAGACUGGAACCAUAGGGAUCAGAAGUUAAGAAGAUUAAUUGACAUCCCAGAGAUAAAAAAAGAAACAAUUGAUCUUCUAGAAAUGGAAUUAAUCAAGCUAUGCAGAAAUGGCUCUGUGAAGUUGGGACUCUUUUAAUAAUUAUUCCUGUAGUUCAUUCUAUCAUCCGUUGGCCUCUGCUGUAUUGAGCUGCCUUUAAAAGUGCACAAAGCUGAAGAUGUGUGGCAGAUCCUUUUGUCAUCCAGCAUUAUUUUAUAAUAAACAAUAUUCUGUGUGAUGUCCACUGGAAUUUUUUCAAAUUUCUAUCAUGGAAGGCCUAGAAGUUGUUUUAAAAUCCCAUAUCUAAG
Messenger RNA from Notechis scutatus (mainland tiger snake), 1125 nucleotides. NCBI's taxonomy places the organism in Eukaryota, Metazoa, Chordata, Lepidosauria, Squamata, Elapidae. The record is from RefSeq and is a predicted model, not a curated record.